UGUCAAACAGAAGUAAUAUUUCUCAGAGCUCCAGAAAAGUUAUUGCUAAUUAACUCUUUACCACAGAAGAAAUGGAGAGACUCCACACAUUCUGGUCAUUAUUGCUCAGAAAGCUGAAGCGAACUGCAGUCAUGACUUGGGAUGUGUAUUCAAAACCCACUCCUUCGAACUGGAGAGAAGGUGUCUUCCUUUUUCUGCUCUGCCUAAGCAUUGCACUCUCCAUGGGGGGCCUGUUUCACACAUGGCUGGUCUAUAGUUUGCAAUAUGGAUGGCUUCUUUCCAGUAUUAUGGCUGGGACUUGGGCUUUGUGUUCAGUCCUGCUUCUCUUCCUUGUCCACCCAGCUCGAUGUGUGUUCACCAUCAUCGUGCCUUCUCUGGUCACCAAGCAAGGCCGUAAAAUUCUCAUUUCAACCGCUCUAAUGAUCGUAGCUGCCAACUGCAUCCCGAACACGGCCUCCAAUAUUAAUGCAGUAGUAGAGAUGAUCAAAUGUGCUUCUGAGGAAACCACUGAAACAACCCUGAAUUCCACAAAUGAGCUGAGAAGCGCACUGUCCGAUAUUGAGAAUUCGUUCAGUGCUGUGCCUUUUCCUCAAGAGAACAAAACAAACCUGCACCUCAUGCAGGACUUUGACAUUUCGGAGGUGAAAAACAAUCUGAAAGAGCUCGCGACCCAAGUAAAAAAAGAAUUCUCUGCAAUCCAAAGCAUUUUGCGGGAAACCUCGAACGUGACCAACAAGAUUGUGGCGGCUCUCUUCCUGCUGUACUUGUUUGGAGCGUCAGUAGGAUAUUUAGUUAGGUACCUCACAGACCUGAAACACGACAAUGUUUAUGUGACACACAAGCUGCUGGAGCUAGCCGAGGAGCAAGGCCUGUCUGAUAUUCCCUCACAUUACACAAAGAAGCUUGUCAGAACUACUGGCUGGAAAAUGACAGGACAGGAGAUGAGGAGAGGUCUGUGGGGCAUCAUGGUCCUCUCGUCCUAUGGGUUAAUAUCGGCAGUGAUAAUUGGGCUCGACUACUUCAUCUAUUUCCUGCUGCAAGAACUUCUAACGUGGGCAUCAGACAUUCCCGACACCACAUUUACUAUAGAUGUCGGCCUGAAUGUGGAACUCAAAAGUGACAUUGUGACCGGACUAAAUAUUAAGAUUAGCGAUUAUGUGCGUUAUGAGAAAAAAAGCUACUCCUAUUCAAUACCGCUCCUGGCUCCUGACUGCGUGAAGACAUUCUCUCGCCCCAACUCCUCCGCAGCGACCACCGUGGGCUCUCUCUAUCUCACUGCCUUUAUCAUGCUGCUGGUGGACGUGUACGCCAGACGGGUUCGAAGAAAGAUUUCCGCUUCCUUUUACAAGAAACGUGAAGAAGAGCGUAUCUGCUACCUCUUAGAGAAGAUUAUGAAGAAAACAUAGUUACAGCUCUGUCUUCCUGCCCGUGUAACUUCUGUUUCUAAUCUGUAUCUUGAUUUUAAUUUGCUAAAAAGUAAAAGAUUUGUCAAAGUACCGCAUUGCAGUACGGCACUCAAUUUAAUGUCUCGAUGAAAAGCAUCUUUCAGGAGAUAAAUCCAAACCCAUGAAGUUAUAUACAAUGCAUAAGUGGCAAUGGCCUUUAUUAUUUGCUUUUACUGUAUAUAGUGCUUUACAUCGCUAGUUUCCUUGCAGAAUCAGUUAAUAAGUGCUGUGAAAUAGAUAUAUUUAUUCAAAUAUCUCUAAGGCGUUUUUUCCCUAACUCAGCAUUUUGUCCUUUAUUUUAAAUGUUUAAAUGUGUUUCACGUGCU
This is a messenger RNA of Lepisosteus oculatus (spotted gar), 1771 nucleotides long. RefSeq names its product osteoclast stimulatory transmembrane protein-like. Gene Ontology annotation, cellular component: membrane. The record is from RefSeq and is a predicted model, not a curated record. NCBI's taxonomy places the organism in Eukaryota, Metazoa, Chordata, Actinopteri, Semionotiformes, Lepisosteidae.